ACUUGACUGAUACAUCUAUGAUAUGCUACAGAUACACUGUAUCAAUGCGUCUUGACUUCAGCAAGCAACUGCUUCGAGAACGACAGCAGAUGGCCAGCCGACCUUUUGCGUCUGUUGAUGUAGCGCUGGAAGUGGGAGCUGAACACACAGACUUUCUGCGAGGGGCAUUAGAGGGAGCACCCAAACCAAUAGCCAUUGAACCCUGUGCUGGGAACAGAGCUGCAGUUCUGACGGUGUUUCUCUGUCUACCACGAGGGCCAUCAGGUGCCCCUCCCCCUGGGCAGUCAGGUAUUGCGAUUGCCAGUGCCCUAAUAGAUAUUUCACAGCAGAAGCCUUCAGAUAGUAAAGACAAAACUUCAGGAGUCCGAAAUCGAAAACACCACCUCUCAACGCGUCAAGGAACUUGUGUCUGAGAAAUAGAAACUGCUUCUGUAGGUUCUGUCAUAUUUGACUCUGUAAAUGGCUUCCAUUAAAGGCUGGUCCAAGGCCUCAGUUUUCACGGAGACAAAUCUCUGUAUGGUCCCAGGGCCCAAACACAAUUCCCUCUGAAAGGGAAUGACCCAAGUGGCCAAAGAAUGUUCCUGAGUUUUAUAAAAUUAAUAGUAUUGAUGGUCACAGUUGAUAAAGUUAGUUUUUACAGCUAUCUUAGGCUUAUCAUAGAUAACAUUAAAGUACUCUGGAAAAAAAAGAUGUAUAUUGUUUCUUAAUGCAGAUGAAAAAUAUGUAAUUCAUAUGAACCAAACUGUUUAUAUCCCAGGGCUUUAAAGAAAGACAUUUUAUAAUGCCUGAGUGAUGAGAAUUGUACAGUUUUUGCCUCCUAAGCAAACUUAUGUCACUUGUAUAUGAACAGGAAAUGAACAAACUGCAGUGGCUUUAAAUACUAUUUUAUCUCCUUGUAAAUGUAAAAGCAAGAUUUUGAUUUAGUAGGAUGUAGGUAAAUGUAUUUAAAUAUUUCACAGGACCGUAUCAUGUCCAAACUCAGUUUUCAAAUGUGAUUCUUUCCCACCUAACUGGACUGCAGACCAAGAUGAAUCCAUUUGGCUAGAUGGCAUUGUGCAACUUCACAGGAGGUUUAUUAGAAUUCUGAGUGACGAGGACAUUGCUGUCGUCCAUGCCAACUGCCUAACUCAUUAUCAGAGCUGAUAGAGCAUGGAAAAGCCUGUCCAGCAAUCAAUUUUUCCCCUCCUUCCCAAACCAGCCUCCAAUGCCACAAACCUGAAGAGAGCUGAAAUAGUUAUUUUACAGUAUGCAAGCUUCUGCUCUAAUAUGGUAAUUUUUUUAAUUGCCUCAGAAUCAUUGGAUCAGACCUCAAUGAUCCAUCUGCAUUUUUAUAAGAACGGAUCACGUUCUUUUGGCCCUUCUCUCCUAGCUGCUAGAUUUUAUCUACCUUUUACAAACGCUGUGAAAAGCAUCUUAGAGUCAAAACCCCCUCCAAGUCAUAAUAUGACCCAGGUUUCUUCCUGCCAACUGUUUCACUUAGAACACAAGUAGAGAAGAGCAUUUGCUGGCAAGCAUAUACAGUAUUUCUAUUUCUAACACAAAGCACAUUGGUGUCAUGAAAGUCUCCAAUUUGAGAAAUAAAGUAAGUUUGUCACUGCCCGCAUUCAGCAUAUUCUUAAUGAUUCAGACAUCUUAAUGAUGGCAGAAAGGGAAGAUGGUUUAAGACAGCUUUCACAUUGGAAUGUAGAAUCAUGUGUGUCCUAAUUUUUGACAACCGUCCACUGGAACUCAGUAGAUGAACAGAGCUUGUUUGGAACAGCAAUUUCUUAACUUCAAGGUGACUACAGAAUAUAUGAAGAGAGCAGUGACAAGAGACACAUCCAAAGCUGCUCUGUGCAAUAUAGUUUUGUUCAGGAUGAAAGUCAUUUAAAUAUAAUUGAUGUUUAGUACUCUCUAUGUACUUAUCACAUUCUUUGGAUUUCUGGAAGAUAAUGACACUUUACUGUUUACAGCUAAUGCAUAGUUACUUGCAUGCUAUGGUUGUGCAGUAGUGGAAUAUGACCCUCUUGUGAUAUUAAAUGUUUAUUUCACAAUGCCACUUUUACAUAGCCAGCUUAAUUUGAUGAGGAUCGAAUGUGAUGUAUAGCAGGAAUGAUCGUAAAUAUGUUGUUGCAUCAUGUAUAAGAUUGCUAGGUUGCAUCUAACCAUGACUAUGUCAUUGUUUUGAUGAUUAGGCAUUUAUGAAUUAUAGUAUACAUUCAUUAUGUUGGCAUGAUAAUUUUGCUAUUUUCCAUUCGUUAAAAGUCAGACUAAUUCUUAGACCAGUUUAAUCUAUAGCCUAUGGGGUUCUGGUGGGGAUAGGAAGUGGAGCUGUUUGUUUUUAACCUCCCUCUGAAAUUUUCUUUCAAAAAAAAAGAAAGAAAUUGAGCAAAGUUUGUAAAUGUCUCCUGAAAACAAUCAAGCAAUUUUUAUUAGCUUUUUGGGGAGCCCUUUAAAUGUUGAUUUUUCUCUCCUGGAAAAAUAGAUUGACAAAACCGAUGAAUACAAAAGUAGAAUCAUGUAAAAAUAAAAUGAUUGCCCAGUUUGCUUAAUACUCUGUAACAGUUAUCAUGAAAGCACAUAUAACAAAAAGACAGAAAUAUACAGAGUUGAAUGUAAAAUCUAUUUCAGCUGUAUUUUUAGAGAGGCUGAACAAAUGGAAUUACUGUGAAAGAAUUGUCAAGCCUCAUUCAUAUCAAAUCUCAUAGAGUUCUUAAAAUUGGUAAAUUUGAAUUUUAGACAAUUAUGGGACAUAAUGCAAUGUUAAGUUAAAGUCAUGUACUCUGUGUUUCUGGGCUAAAUAUGGCUAACUCUGUGACUAAAUUAUGCAAUAUCUUCUCAAUUUUCCAAAGCUUUUUACUGGCAAGAAAAUACUUCACCCUAUGUGAAGUAGAUUGAAAAGACCUUGGGGAUAAUUGCUUUGAAUCUGUAUGAUUUUCUUUUCCCCCCACAUCCCAAACACUUUUAAUCUGGAAGCUUCCUUAAAAAAAAAAAAAAAAGAAACCACAAGUAUACACAGAUACUGUUCAAGAAGUUAGGCAUUAAAUGACUGAUUCUCUUGAAAACUUACCUUAAUGAAACUCUAUACAUUUCAGUUUAGAAUGACUUUGAAAAAUUCUUUAACUUUUAGGAUUUCUUACUCCACCCAAGAUGAAAAGCUUUGGUUAAAUAGAAUGAAAAGUUUUGGUUAAAAAAAAAAUUUUUAUCAUUUUAAUAGUGGACAAUUAGAGAUUUCUUGUUGAAGAGGAUGCACAUGCUCACAGAUCAAUUUAAUACAUUUGAAGAGGACUGAGAUUUUCAUAAUUGCUUUUAAGUGAAAAUUUAUUUAGUGAGACACAUAGAAGGAAAAUAUAUGCCAUAUACUAUGGUGUUAUGUUCAGUAGGAAAACUACAAAUAGAAUAUAUUUCAACCUGUAAUCGAUCCUUACUGUGCUUCCCAAUAUCUCAUUUUCUUUGGGUUACAGUAAGACAGCAGUGACUGCAUAGCUUUGUGCUGCUGCGGGGUCACUUAGAGUGCAGACUGGUGGUUGGGCCCAAGGACAGAUGUUGCAACCAGCUUUGAGCUGUGUGGUGCUGGCAAGUUUUACCCUUUCAAAGCCUCAUACUUACCAUCUGUGUGGGGAAGCUACUGUACUCACCUUGCAGAGCUGCUGUGAAACUAGAAGAUAGUGGACAUAAUAAACACAAAGCUUUCAUGAUGGGCCUUCAGUGCAUAUGUAGCUGGUUUUUAACAACCGUGGGGCCACUGGGCCACUCUUUUUCUACCAAUUGUUUUAUCAAUUCAUCUAUUAAUUUUUCAUUCAUAUUUUCACCAUCUGUAAAAGCCAUGUAGGUUUUUGCAAAUGAAGAUUUCUUAAAAACCUCAAGUCAGUUCCUUAUUUCUAGACUAUAGAGAUUUCUAAAAAAAUCCACUUCGAUAUAUGGGUCCAUAGCAGCUUUGACUCUUUCAAAAUAUAUAGUUUUAGUAAAGCAUUUUUUAAAUGAUUGCUUGGUGACAUUUAGACGGGAACAUCGAUUGUCACUUUCAUGUUCAAAUUUGGCAAGAAGGGAUCGAUCCUUACAUUUGGUUGUCAUACACGAUACUUCUUUGUGGCAUUGAAUAUAAAACUAUGAUUUGAAGAGUGUUCCAUAUAAAAAGUUUUAAAAAAUUAAAACUGAUCAAAUGAAUGAAUUCUACCCGCAUAUACUUUAAAAAAACAAAAAUCAACUUUCCAAAGCCUCUUUGCUAAAAUAGGUGUGAGUUUACUUAGAUGAGUUUGGAACUUGAUCGUGUGAACUGCCUGGGUCAGUGUACAUUCCUACCUUUGCCUGUAGACAUUAAGAUACAGAAGGACUGGAUUGGACCCUGGAGAUUCAUAUGCUUAAUAAGCAAGCACCUCCGUGGUUCUUAGGAUUAGGCAAAUUAAGGAUACAUUGCACUAGGCCAAAGAGCUGCCUUUAUUUACAGUUAGAAUUUCUUUAAAUAAUGAAGUCAUCAUUCUAAGUCAAAAUGCUUUAAAUAAUUUUUCAAGGAAUAUAAGCCAUCUGGUUGGUGUUACAGCAGUGUUUUCAUUAUAGUGUACAUUUAACAUUUUAGUUGUAUCAAAUUUUUUAAAUUAAGAAUUAGAACCAUCUCAGUAUAUAUGUAUACAGGUAUGCAUGCCAGUGUUAAAACAGAUUGUGUAAAAGUUCAAACCUGCUUUAAAAAGCCAACAUUUUAUGAUAUAGUAUGCUAUUCAUCAGGAGUUUAAUUGCUGAAAUAAAAACAUUGAAUCUUCCAA
Molecule: messenger RNA, 4739 nt
Organism: Odocoileus virginianus texanus
Lineage: Eukaryota; Metazoa; Chordata; Mammalia; Artiodactyla; Cervidae
Source: RefSeq, a predicted model, not a curated record